CUCACCUCAUUCACCGUUCAAUUCUUUCUGACACUCGCAAAGGCGUCGCCACCCGCCUUGGCCAGCACUUGUCACUUGCAUAGCUCUUCUUGGCAACAAUUCUUGGCAUCUAUCCUUGCGCAUGCCCUUCUCUUCAUCAUGGUUUCUCUCACAGUCCGCCAGUCUCUGGCAAUUCUCCUCACUCUUGCUUCUGACACUCUCGCCAAGGACUGGCUCAGUCCCGAGUACAAAUGGCUAUACGAAUUUCCUCUUCCAAUCCCCCCUCCUAAGGCGGAACGAUUCACCAACCAGCCAACCGUUGUCAACCCUGUGACGGGGAAGAAGAUCAGAUACUAUGAGAUUGAGAUCAAGGAGUUCUCUCAGAAGGUUUACCCCAACUUGGGCAAUGCUACCCUUGUUGGCUAUGAUGGCAUCUCUCCCGGCCCCACGUUCCUCAUGGAGCGUGGAGAGGAAGCAGUCGUUCGCUUUACCAACCAUGCCAAGAUGGCUAACUCUGUCCACCUUCACGGUUCCUACUCGCGUACCGCUUGGGAUGGUUGGGCCGAGGAUAUUACCAAGCCGGGACAGUAUAAGGAUUACUACUAUCCCAACAGCCAGUCUGCCCGAACACUCUGGUACCACGACCACGCCAUCGACCACACGGCCGAGAACGCUUAUUACGGGCAGGCGGGAACCUAUCUCCUCCAUGAUCCUGCCGAGGACAAGCUCGGUCUUCCCAGCGGAUAUGGUAUCUACGACAUCCCCUUGAUCCUGUCUGCGAAGCAAUACAACCCCGACGGCAGCUUGUACUCCCCUGCCUUGGAAACUACUAGUCUGUAUGGAGAUGUUAUCCACGUGAACGGGCAGCCGUGGCCCUACCUCAAAGUCGAGCCCCGCAAGUACCGCUUCCGCCUUCUUGAUGCCGCCAUUUCUCGCUCGUUCCUGCUCUAUCUCGAAGACAGCAAGGGAAAUAGAACCGACUUCGACGUCAUCGCCUCUGAUGCUGGUCUCCUGACUAGUCCCCAGUCUGUUAAGGAGUUGUACAUCUCCAUGGCCGAGCGUUACGAAAUCAUCAUCGACUUCUCCAAGUUCAAGGGCGAGAAUGUCACUCUCCGCAAUACUCGCAGUUUUUCAGCCGAUACCGACUUCCUUCAUACCGAUAAGGUCAUGCGCUUUGUAGUCAGUGAUAAGUCGGUCGAUAACCCUGGCGUCCCCGCCACGCUCCGCGAUGUUCCAUUCCCCAAGGACAAGACCGGCGUCGACCAGCACUUCCGCUUCGAGCGUAAUGGUGGCGACUGGCGUAUCAACGGUGUCACCUUCGCCGAUGUCAACAACCGUGUCCUCGCUAGGCCUAAGCGUGGCACCAUUGAGGUCUGGGAGCUUGAGAACAGCUCCGGUGGCUGGAGUCAUCCCAUCCACAUCCACCUUGUCGACUUCCGCGUCAUCAAGCGUGUCAAUGGCCGCGGUGCUGUAAUGCCCUACGAGUACAACGGUCUGAAGGACGUCGUCUGGCUCGGUCCCGGCGAGACUGUCACCGUCGAGGCCCAUUACGCUCCCUGGCCCGGUGUCUACAUGUUCCACUGCCACAAUCUGAUCCAUGAGGAUCACGAGAUGAUGGCUGCCUUCAACGUCUCCGUUCUCGAGGACCUCGGAUACACUGAGAACCAGUUCGUAGACCCCAUGGAGGGCGAGUGGCAGGCCAAGAACGAGAGCGCCAGUGCAUAUGAAUACAAAGCGGUCAAGUCCCGUAUCGAGUUCAUGGCCAGCUUCCAGCCGUACAACAAACUUGAUGAAGUCGAGAGCCGCCUUGAUGCUUACUGGGCCAGCAAGACGGCCUCCCCGUCUUUAGCCGUCCCUGUUGCACCCGCCUCCCCCACUGGCUCCACUCUCGUCGCCGUUACCAAGGCUGCCUCGGCUACUUCUUCGACCAUCACUACCAAGGCCGCGACGACGACCAAGUCCGAUGACAAGAAGUCUGGUGACGAUGACAAGAAGUCUGGUGACGAUGACAAGAAGUCUGGCAGUGAUGACAAGAAAUCUGGUAACGAUGACAAGAGCGGCAAGAAGCCCACCUCCACAACAUCAACCACUACAACCAGCAAGAAGGGCAAGCGAGGCCUGCGCUUCCGUGCGGCCAACAUCCCCAUUCCCAAGCGCACUGCUGCUCCCCAGGCGUGA
Messenger RNA from Colletotrichum truncatum, 2157 nucleotides. Its product is annotated as bilirubin oxidase. Lineage: Eukaryota; Fungi; Ascomycota; Sordariomycetes; Glomerellales; Glomerellaceae. Gene Ontology annotation, molecular function: oxidoreductase activity; copper ion binding. The record is from RefSeq and is a predicted model, not a curated record.